Molecule: messenger RNA, 2504 nt
Organism: Telopea speciosissima
Lineage: Eukaryota; Viridiplantae; Streptophyta; Magnoliopsida; Proteales; Proteaceae
Exons: 10
Coding region: 16-2298 (760 amino acids)
Source: RefSeq, a predicted model, not a curated record
GGCUUGGGAGUUCCAAUGGAGAACAACCGCAUUGGCAUCUUCGAUAAUCUAAAACGUCCUAAACCUUUGAAAUCGUUCUUCCACAGUGGCAGGAAGUCGGAAGAUGUGGUCGAACGCCCGAAAUCUUUGAAAUCCAUCUUCCAGAGUGGCACGAAGUCGGAAGAUGUGAUCCAACGUCCGAAAUCUUUGAAAUCCAUCUUCCAAACUGGCAGGAAGUCGGAAGAUGUGGUCGACGUUUCUCCCAAUCCCAUCCCUCAGCUCUCUUCUAUUGCCAAUUCCGUCAUUGCUCGUUGUUCCAGGAUUCUUUCAAUUCCAACUGAAGAGUUGCAACGUUGUUUUGAGACUGAGCUACCUGAACACACUACACAAUCUCCUACUUAUGCUAGGAAUUUGUUAGAGUUUUGCUCAUACCAAACACUGGAUGUGGUGACUCAGCGUCCAGAUUAUCUGAGGGAUAAGGAGAUUCGCCGAUUGACAUAUGAUAUGAUGCUUGCAUGGGAAGAUUCAGGGGUCAAGAGGGAGCCCACACAGAAGGAAAAUGCCUCUUGCAAUAAUCAAGAUGUCGAGGAUGAGGAUGGUUGGUCGUUAUUUUAUUCAAAUUCCGAAUGCAUGGCUGUUCAGGUAGAUGACAAGGAAACUGUUGGGCCAGAGGCUUUUGCACGAAUUGCUCCUGGUUGUGCUUCUGUAGCAGAUAUCAUUACUGUCCGCAAUCUUUUUGAUGCACUUACAAGCUCUUCAGGUGGCCAGCUGCAUUUUAUCAUCUACGAUAAAUAUCUUAAAAGCCUUAACAAAGUCAUCAAAACUGCAAAAAGUGCACCUGGAAUGCCUUUGGCUUCUAACCUUAAGCUUGCUGAGGGAGAGAUAAUCUUAGACGUGGAUGGCACUGUUCCCACUCAACCAGUUCUGCAACACAUUGGAACCUCUGCAUGGCCAGGUCGCUUGACACUUACCAAUUAUGCUUUAUACUUUGAGUCGCUGGGAGUUGGUUUAUAUGACAAAGCUGUCAAAUAUGAUCUGGCUACAGACUUGAAGCAGGUUUUAAAGGCCGAAUUGACUGGCCCACUGGGUGCCCGUCUGUUUGAUAAGGCCCUGAUGUACAAAUCAACAUCCGUAGCGGAGCCCAUAUUUUUUGAGUUCCCUGAAUUCAAAGGCAACUCACGCCGGGACUACUGGUUAGAAAUUAGUCUUGAGAUUCUGCAUGCUCACAAGUUUAUUAGGAAAUAUAACCUCAAAGAGACUCAGCUGACCGAAGCACUUGCAAAGUCCACUCUAGGCAUCUUCCGGUACCGUGCCUUAAGAGAUGCUUUCCAUAUCUUUCCAUCUCUUUACAAGACUUUACUUGCUUACAACUUAGCUGAAAAGCUUCCCGGGGGAGAUAAGAUAUUGGAAAUUCUAUCAAGUCAAUUGGAGCAAUUCAAUGCUAGGAUGCUCCAACAUGAUGACACCAUGAUAUCGCUAAAUGAUGCCAAAUGGAAGUCUUCAUUGUCCCCAACAUCAUUAUUUGCACUAGUGAGACUUGGGUUGUUACCAAAAGGGGCAUAUUCUGAUGGAGAUGCAGCAUUCGUGGUACGAGAUGUGUCUGCUGGUGAGAUCAAUCCUUUAGAAUUGGCUGUGAAGAAAUUGAAACAUGACACAGGGAGAGCUGAGGCAGCACAAGCGACUGUGGAUCAAGUGAAAGUGGAGGGGAUUGAUACAAAUGUAGCUGUGAUGAAGGAAUUACUCUUCCCUCUGGUUGAAUCGGGCAAGCUGCUCCAAUUUUUGGCCUCUUGGGAUGAACCUUUUAAAUCUACAAUGUUUCUGAUGCUGAUUUGUUACACAAUUAUCUGGGGUUGGUUCAAGUAUGUCUUGCCUUGUACUUCUGUAUUCCUGGCAGCACACAUGCUCUGGCAGAAGCAUCACAAUAAAGGAAAGCCAUUGGAAGCUGUCAGAGUAACACCUCCUCCCAGUCGUAAUGCAGUUGAACUACUGCUGACAUUACAGGAAUUCAUUUCUCAGGUUGAAGCACUAGUUCAAGAUGUAAACAUCACUCUUCUGAAGCUAAGGGCAAUCUUUUUUUCUGCUCUACCUCAGGCCACAGACAAGGUUGUCAUAUUGUUGAUUAUCAUGGCCGCAGUGUUUGCUUUUGUGCCUCUGCAGUACCUUAUGAUGUUGAUCUUCCUAGAGUCAUUUACAAGGGAGAUGCCAAUGAGAAAAGAUUGCAGUGAUCGGUUGGUAAGGCGUGUAAGAGAAUGGUGGCUCAGGAUACCAGCAGCUCCUGUCCAAAUAGUCAAGGCUGAAGUCAAAAAGAAAAGGAAUUGAUUAGUUCUUCUGGAUUUGGACAAAUAUUCAUCUGUGCAUGGUCAAUCACAUAUUGUCUUCUGCUUGACCAACCUAGUGGUAUCACUGUUCUUGUCUAUAUUAGGGGCUUGGGUUCUGUCGAUUGUUCACUUUAGUUUUUACUUUUUACAGGCUAGCUAAAAAUGUUAAAUGUCUUAUUGGCAGCCAGAAAGAACAUGGUUAGCCAG